CUGCAAUUUCCAGCGUAUAUUGUUUCGUAUGAUGGAUAUUAUAAUUCGUAUUUCCGGUAUAGUAUUAUUAAGGAAGUAUUAGAAAUUGUCGUAAAUAUCGAACCCAGGCCUCUUUUGUUUAGCGAUUUCGAUGUCAUUGAACUGUUAAGUCAAAAGCGUCGCUUUGAUGGCACCGAAAUUCAUCAAAUUACCAAACUGGUCCAAAUUGAAAAAUUGUGGAAUAUGGGUUUUCGAGGAAAAGGCGUAAAAGUUGCUGUUUUCGAUACUGGCCUUAAUGAGAAUCACCCACAUUUUCGAAAUAUUAUCGAACGAACGGACUGGACGAAUGAACAAACUGCUGACGAUGGUCUUGGACAUGGUACUUUUAUUACUGGUGUAAUAGCUAGUUCUGAUGAUAAAUGUAAACGAUUUGCCCCCGAUGCAAGUAUUUAUGUUUAUAAGUUGUUUACUAAAAAACAAGUUUCCUUUACCUCUUGGUUUUUAGAUGCUUUCAACCAUGCUAUAUUUCGUGGUAUAAAUAUUUUAAACUUAAGUAUCGGUGGCCUAGAUUUUACAGAUAUCCCAUUUUCGGAUAAGAUGUGGGAGUUGACUGCAAAUGAUGUUAUUUUAAUUUCCGCUGUUGGAAACGAAGGACCAAAGUACGGUACUCUCAAUAAUCCAGCUGAUCAAAUGAAUGUUAUUGGUGUUGGUGGAAUUUACGCUGAUUCAAAGAUAGCUAACUUUUCAUCACGUGGAAUGACCACAUGGGAGCUUCCAGGUUAUAAUACUCUUGGGAAGCAUUUUUCCUUGAUUGAAGUAUUCAUUUCAUCUCCUGUAGUUACUGGAGCCGUAGCUGUGAUGCUAAGUGGAAUUAAUAAAAAAAGUUUAUGGAAUCCAGCAGUUGUAAAACAAGCAUUAAUCGGAGGUGCUACACGGCUUUCUAAUGUUACAACAAUGUUUGAACAAGGCGCUGGUAAAAUGAACAUUUUGGCAUCAUUUGAAUUUAUGCGAAAAUAUUCCCCGCGAAUCACUUUGUCUUGCAUUAAAAUAGCUGGUGGAGUAGCCUUGCAGCUUUGCUUUUUCGGGACAGCAUUUUGGAAAAAGAGAUAUCAGAACCUUAGUUUGUUUAAUCUGAAUUCAAAUUUGCAGGUAACCGUGCUUAAUGGAUUGGGUGUAUCAGGUCGUUUAAUUGAAGAACCAGUAUGGGAACCCUUCCUGGAUGAAAAUGGUGACUUGUUAAAUGUUAUAAUUACGUAUUCUGAUAUAUUUUGGCCUUGGUCAGGCUACAUGGCAGUUAUAAUUGGUGUUAAGCGGAAAGCAUACAACUAUGUUGGAAUUGCAAGUGGUAGAAUUACUGUCACUGUAGCGUCUCAUGAUUAUAGAACUAAACUGUCAACUGCUCAACUUCUGGUAAAAGUACACGUAAUCCCAACGCCGCCAAAAAAUCAGCGGUUGUUAUGGGAUCAGUAUCGGAAUAUCCGUUAUCCACCAGGGUAUAUACCACAUGAUAAUCUACGCGAUAAAACGAAUUUAUUGGAUUGGAAUACUGAUCAUCCUCAUACUAAUUUUAAAGCUCUUUAUGAACAUCUUCGAAGCAAUGGGUAUUAUAUUGAGGUUUGUGGGGAGCCACUCACUUGUGUGGAUCUAACUCAGUAUUCCACUUAUCUAAUAAUUGAUCCAGAAGAAGAGUUUUUUCCAAGUGAACUGGAGAAGUUGUAUGCUGAAGUCGAUAACGCAAGCUUAAACGUAAUCGUUUUUGCUGACUGGUAUAAUGCAUCUGUAUUUGAAGAGAUUAAAUUCAUGGACGACAGUACUAUGAACUGGUGGAAGCCCGAAACAGGAGGAUCAAACUUACCUGUUCUUAAUGAUUUUCUUGCAAAAUGGAAUAUUUCAUUGAGUGCACAGGUCUUAGAUGGAAUUGCAACCAAUGCUGAAAUUAUAAGCAAUCAAAAGACUAAUCAACUUCAUGAAGAGGCUAUUUUUUUGUAUUAUAAGAAUUCUUCGUUGUUAAAUAAAUCAGGGUUUGUCGCAGUUUUUGGUGACAGUACUUGUCUUGAAAUCGGCAACAUAGCAAAUAUCGGAAAUUGUGUCUUUUUAUUGGAAACACUUCUUAUGGAAGGUGGUUUAGCAGAAAGUUUACGACAAUCUCUUGAGCUCGUAUUACUGAAUAUUACUACUAAUGCUAAACCAGUAUAUAAAAAAGUUCCGCAGUGUCGACUUUUACGUCCUGCUGUCUCACGGCCUGUGGGGAACGUCACGCUUCCUCUGUAUUUGAAUCGACAACAUUUGUUGACGGAUUACAUGGAUGUUUCUGAGGAAGAGAAUAAAUCAUUACGCAAACUACCAUUUGCACAGGUUGUGAAUCACAGAUGCAAAUAA
Molecule: messenger RNA, 2358 nt
Organism: Thelazia callipaeda (thelaziosis nematode)
Lineage: Eukaryota; Metazoa; Nematoda; Chromadorea; Rhabditida; Thelaziidae
Source: the annotation of a GenBank genome assembly